This is a messenger RNA of Parnassius mnemosyne (clouded apollo), 249 nucleotides long. The record is from the annotation of a GenBank genome assembly. NCBI's taxonomy places the organism in Eukaryota, Metazoa, Arthropoda, Insecta, Lepidoptera, Papilionidae.
AUGUCAUUCCCAGAUCGAGCUCAACGAAAAACAUGUUGGGAUUCUAGAGACCGUUACUGGGAGUGUUUAGAUAGUCACAACAUCAAAGACAGUUCUAGAAUACCAAAAGAGUGUACUGAAAUUAGAAAAAUUUUUGAAAAGUCAUGCCCUCCUAAGUGGGUGACUCAUUUUGAUAGAAAAAGGGACUAUGAUUUAUUUAAAGAGAAAAUGCAGAAGGAGGGAUUUGAGCCUAUCAAAGAAACACAAUGA